This is a messenger RNA of Brienomyrus brachyistius, 1278 nucleotides long. It is a transcript of the gene hoxd9a, whose product is annotated as homeobox D9a. Gene Ontology annotation, cellular component: nucleus. The record is from RefSeq and is a predicted model, not a curated record. Gene Ontology annotation, biological process: regulation of transcription by RNA polymerase II; proximal/distal pattern formation; DNA-templated transcription. NCBI's taxonomy places the organism in Eukaryota, Metazoa, Chordata, Actinopteri, Osteoglossiformes, Mormyridae. The transcript has 2 exons. Gene Ontology annotation, molecular function: RNA polymerase II cis-regulatory region sequence-specific DNA binding; DNA-binding transcription factor activity, RNA polymerase II-specific. Bases 251 to 1045 code for a protein of 264 amino acids.
UCUAGCAACUACUUUACUUAUUAAAGGCUGCAUAUACAGUUAAAUAAAGUACGGUUCGUGUUAGUGAUAAUAUGUCGAAAUUUAAAAUACCGUUAUAUGCGGAUUGAUUUACUCACUUUAUUGGUAAAUAUGGUCACGUGAUUCAUGCAACCAAUAGCUGAAGAUGAAGCCAGCAAAAAUACUAUGAUUGUUCAGAGAGAAGGUAUCUGUAACAGUGUAACCUUUUAUAUGACUACGAAGGGAUCCAAAAAUGUCGACCAGUAGUACAAUUAGUAAUUAUUAUGUGGACUCCAUAAUAGGACACGAAGCAGAUGAUGUGUACGGAGCUCGCUUUGUCCAGGGCUCGCACGCCACGACCUCAAGGCCAUCAGGUGUAGGGGAUAAUGCUGAUUUUUCUUCCUGCAGUUAUGCACCAAAGUCUGCCGUCUUCCCUACGUCUUGGUCCUCGGUUCACCCACCGUCCACCGCCGCAGUGUCGGGAAUUUACCAUCCAUACGUGCCACAGUCCCACCUUACAGCGGCAGAUAACAGAUACGUUCGCUCAUGGAUAGACCCUAUAUCGAACUCUGUGUCUUUUUCUGGAUUCCAUUCAAGCAGUCGGCAUUACGGGACGAAGCCUGAAAGUUUACCGUCGAAAAGGACUGAGUGCUCUACUUUCGAGGCACAGACUCCGAUAGUGCCUGAAUAUGUUUGUGGAGCGGUACCAGACAGUAAAGACAAUGCAACUAAAGAACCAGCUGGCAGCGAUAUUUCGAGUCAAAGCGAGCCCAGAGAAGAGAAGCAGCAGCAACUUGACCCAAACAAUCCGGCUGCUAACUGGAUUCAUGCUCGCUCAACAAGAAAGAAGCGAUGUCCGUACACGAAAUUUCAAACACUAGAACUGGAAAAAGAAUUCCUAUAUAAUAUGUACCUGACAAGAGAUCGUCGCUACGAAGUCGCUAGAAUUCUUAAUUUAACUGAAAGGCAGGUGAAGAUCUGGUUCCAGAACAGAAGAAUGAAAAUGAAAAAGAUGACAAGAGAGAGGGGUAAUAAGGAUCAACAAUGACUUACGCUGGAAUGAAAGUACAAGAACUGAACUCUAAAGUCUUUCUCUCUUAGGUGUGUAUAUGGUGACAAGUAAUGUGUUAGAAUUAAAAUUUCAUAGAAGCUUGUGUAUCAGAUAUGACUGUUUAGUUUCUCUGUUAAAUUGUUCGUAGAAUUAAUGGAACGGUUAAAUUGUCUACAUUUGUGUUUUCUUGCUUUUCAACAAAAAUAAAAUUUGAGUCUAAAUUAAUCCUA